Messenger RNA from Haliotis rubra (blacklip abalone), 936 nucleotides. Its product is annotated as acyl-coenzyme A thioesterase 2, mitochondrial-like. Gene Ontology annotation, biological process: acyl-CoA metabolic process; fatty acid metabolic process. Lineage: Eukaryota; Metazoa; Mollusca; Gastropoda; Lepetellida; Haliotidae. The transcript is spliced from 5 exons. Gene Ontology annotation, molecular function: fatty acyl-CoA hydrolase activity. The record is from RefSeq and is a predicted model, not a curated record. Bases 1 to 936 code for a protein of 311 amino acids.
AUGGUUCGGUUUCCCACAUGCAUUACUUGUCUCGCCUGUAAAAAUCUACAGGUAUGGCGUCACGGUGUGAAAAUUCUGUCCAUCAUCGCCGAAGACGACGUUGCCCUGCCGUCAUCGGUAUACAAGGAGAUGGAGAUGAAGAUCCCCGUGGACAAGAGGCAUACGAUCCAGAGCGUGUUCUAUCCUGGAGCGGGCCAUCUGAUUGAACCACCUUAUACACCUUUAUGUCGGGCUUGCUACCUGGACGAACAGUUUGGCGUUGAACCAAUCGGCCUUUUCUGGGCCAUGGUUCCAUCUGCUAAACACAGAAAACCCACACGUCUGUUGAAGAAAGAUGUCACAGUUCCAUUUGACAUAACGAUAUCAGCAUGGUUAAAUCAUGUUCACUUGAAAUCCAUCGGGUCAUCGAGUAACUCUCCAGGUGUGAUUGCUGCAACACAAGUGAAACGAUGGUACCUGCAGGAGGGAGUGCAAAGGAUACCUGAUGUUGCUGAAUUGCUGAGUCAGCACCCUCAAGCGUCUGACGGUGGCAUUGGCGUCAUAGGUACAUCUUUCGGAGGAGCAGUUGCGAAUAUGCUUGCCUCUUUCUGUCGAAAGAUAUGGCGUCAAGACGUGAAGAUCCUCUCGCUUGUUGGAGAAGAUGACAGAACAGUUUCCCCCAUGCUGUACAGAGAGCUGAUAAAGAAGGUCCCUGGGGACAAAGUACGCAACAUCCAGACUAUAUACUACCCAGGGGCUGGUCACAUCAUAGAGCCCCCUUAUGUGCCCCUGUGUAGGGAACACUAUUUGGACAACAAAUCUGAAAAGCUCUUUCUAUUUGGUGGAGAGAUGAAAGGAAAUGCUGUAGCCCAAGAAGACUCCUGGAGGAGAAUCCUAGAACAUUUCAACAAAUUCCUGGCGAAGAGGAAUACAGAUGGAAACAAUGUUGUCUCAUGA